AUGGAUGUCGUUCAAGAAGAACAAGCUACCUUUAGAGAGGAGAUGGACUCUGUCAUAAGCAGAAUUGAGCAGAUCUUUGAGGCUAUACAAGCUCUGGCUAGAAGGGAAGAAGAGGCUCGUGUUGUCGUUGCCGCAAGGAACGACGCUCUAGUUCAAGGGGUUUUGCUCUCCAGUUUUGUUCCACCGCCUGAAAGAACUCAUGUGCCUCCACCUGCACAUAACUCUGGAGUAGCUAAUGGAGUCGCUGCGCAAGGACCUCCAGUGGUCAAUCAAGUGGUCAUUCCUCACACUGAUGAGGAGCUCCAGGACGGGUUUGAAAUGCAGAAUUAUAAUGGAGCUACUCCAAUGGUUAUCCCUACUACUGUCCAGGAUUCUGAGGAUAUCCUGAUGUAUCGUGCGCUGGCCGAAAAGCUAAGAAUCUUGGAAGGACAUAACUCAACCCGAUUGAGUGCCUUGGAGAUGUGUCUGGUCCCAGACAUGGUGAUUCCUAAAAAAUUUAAAACGCCGGAAUUUGAAAAAUACAAAGGCCUCGCAUGUCCUAACAUACAUUUGAAAAUGUAUUGCAGAAAAAUGGUUGUCUAUGCCAAAGAUGAUAAACUCAUGAUCCAUUGCUUUCAGGAUAGUCUAACUAGGGCAUCUUUAGAUUGGUACAUGCAGUUGAAGUGUAAUAACAUCCACACUUGGGAUGAGUUGGCUGAAGCAUUUGCAAAGGAAUAG
Lathyrus oleraceus (garden pea) is the source of this 717-nucleotide messenger RNA. RefSeq lists its product as uncharacterized. The transcript is spliced from 2 exons. The record is from RefSeq and is a predicted model, not a curated record. Lineage: Eukaryota; Viridiplantae; Streptophyta; Magnoliopsida; Fabales; Fabaceae. Bases 1 to 717 code for a protein of 238 amino acids.